AUGCGCAAUGAUGACGAUUUCGAGAGGCACGGCGGCUACCUGACCGCAGCCUCAUGGCUGGCGCGAGACGUUGACAAUGAAACCCUUAUUUUCCGAAAAUUCGACACGCUGUCCGCUGCGAACCUCCUCUACAUGCAGAGCGAGAUUCUCGAGUUGGGAAAGCGUCUCGAACAUUUGCAUUUUACUACCGUACACGGCGACGAUAUGGAUUUGAAAGAUGCCGCGAGCACGUGGGAGACGCUCGUUGAGCAGUCCCGAGCAGGCACAACGAGCUUCCGGGAGGAUGCCAAACAAAGAAUGAAUCUCAUAAAAGAACUACGCGAAAGGCUUCGCGAAAACCGUAAUUAA
Molecule: messenger RNA, 348 nt
Organism: Colletotrichum aenigma
Lineage: Eukaryota; Fungi; Ascomycota; Sordariomycetes; Glomerellales; Glomerellaceae
Exons: 1
Coding region: 1-348 (115 amino acids)
Source: RefSeq, a predicted model, not a curated record